Ylistrum balloti is the source of this 4082-nucleotide messenger RNA. RefSeq lists its product as uncharacterized. The record is from RefSeq and is a predicted model, not a curated record. NCBI's taxonomy places the organism in Eukaryota, Metazoa, Mollusca, Bivalvia, Pectinida, Pectinidae. The transcript is spliced from 5 exons. The coding region runs from base 1 to 1068 and encodes 355 amino acids.
AUGGCAGAACGUUCUGUUUAUCUUAAAGUGAUUCCGAUAUUUUUUAUACAGAUAUGUUAUGUUUUGGGUACUGGAGUAACUGACCCACCCAAAACUACAAGUGAUGUUUACUGCUGGCAUAAUUCGGAUAACUCACAAGGCAUGAACCAGUCAUGCGUAACUGGUAAAUCACAUCCUCCCAACAUGGUGUCAAGUACCUCAACAAACGAAACAGAGGCAAAGGUAUCCAAUUCUACAGUAACUCCUGUCUCUGUGAAUCCACCAGUUAUGCGAUGCGUCACCUACACCAAUGAUACAACACUACGCUUUCGCCCAUCUAUAGUGGCGACUUCCCUGGAUACAUGGCGAUCAUGUGAUUUUGAUGGAAUCUGUAAUGACAAACCACUAAAUCAAACCAUUUCGGCUGUUAUCAAUGGAAGCAAUGUAUCACUAUUCUGUUGUGAGGGUAACAACUGUAACAAACCUGUACCGGUCAGUAGUCCAACUCCAAACACCAACAAAAGUCACUGCUACCAGCUUACAAUGGAGGGCAGCAACAUGAGGUUAAAAGGUUGUAAGGCAAAGUGUCCUGCUGAAGGAGUCCCUUGUAUAAAGGACACCCUGUACUUGAAGAGCGGCAUUGUGUCACAAAUGUAUAACUGUGACAUUGACAACAGGUGCUCCAACAUCACAAGUUCAGAACCAAACUGCAGUAAUUUCUCUACUGGUGCAAACAAUACCCGUGAAGUGUGCUGCUGUAAGGGAGACUACUGUGUUAAACCAGACCAGUCAUUUGAUGAGCCAAUUGAAAAAGAUGCCAACAGUGCUUGCUCUGUUGUACCAAUUAAUAGUACAAACCACCAUCCACCUGGUGGUACAUCCCCUCAGAAGAAGGUGGACUGGCUGUUUGUGGGAGGCCUGAUUGCUAGUGGGGUUGUUGCUAUACUGCUGGCGCUAUUGGUAGUCAUUAUAAUAAUGAAAAUGAAGAGGCGGGCCAAACAGAAUGACAGACUCACCUUGUCCUACACCAGGCUCGCAGCAGAUAGAGUUCCUGAUGAUGAUGAGGAUGUACAGAUGUUGCUAUCCUAGAACAAAUAUCCUUAACCUCAUUCAUUAACACCAAGAUUUCAUACAGUACACACACAUAAGUAGACUGUUGUCCUAUACACACACAUAAGUAGACUGUUGUCCUACACACACAUAAGUAGACUGUUGUCCUAUACACACACGUAAGUAGACUGUUGUCCUAUACACACACAUAAGUAGACUGUUGUCCUACACACACACACAUAAGUAGACUGUUUUCCUACACACACAUAAGUAGACUGUUGUCCUAUACACAAACAUAAGUAGACUGUUGUCCUAUACACACACAUAAGUAGACUGUUGUCCUACACACACACACAUAAGUAGACUGUUUUCCUACACACACAUAAGUAGACUGUUGUCCUAUACACAAACAUAAGUAGACUGUUGUCCUAUACACACACAUAAGUAGACUGUUGUCCUACACACACACAUAAGUAGACUGUUGUCCUAUACACACAUAAGUAGACUGUUGUCCUAUACACACACAUAAGUAUACUGUUGUCCUACACACACAUAAGUAGACUGUUGUCCUACACACACAUAAGUAGGCUGUUGUCCUACACACACAUAAGUAGACUGUUGUCCUAUACACACACAUAAGUAGACUGUUGUCCUAUACACACACAUAAGUAGACUGUUGUCCUACACACACAUAAGUAGACUGUUGUCCUACACACACACACAUAAGUAGACUGUUGUCCUAUACACACUUGCUGAAUGCAGACUCUGGUCGUACAUAGGGGUGCCAUGGUAUUAAAAGAAGUUGUCACAAUAUAUUGCGAUAUUUUGUUGGUGUAUCAUAAUAAAAUCAAGAUGUUUUUACAUGGGAAGAAAUGCAUACAAAACAAUACAAGACGAUGUUAAAGGGACGCCUUUAAGGGCCAUCAAAUUACAAAGAAUGUUCAUACCUGGUAGUUGUAAGUUUAAUACGCUGUAGUUCAUUAGUCAUGUUAGAAUUUGUAGUUUGUUAAUUUUAGUGAAAGUGGGACACAGCAUAAUCUCAAAUUUGUAGUACCACUUCUGUCCUUGCCGAUCUGGGAACAGGAAUUUCACCAAAUACAAUGAACACGCUGCUUGAAUUUCCAGAACAUGUAGACUUUUCAGUUUCAACUUUUGUUUUAUGUACCCAUGGAAAGAAUUGAAAUUUUUGGAAAGGCGAAUAACUUAACAAACAAGCAGAAACAACAUGGGUAUUGAAAAAAAAAGGUGAGUUGAUUUUUGUAUAGCAGUUAUUGUGACAAGUAGAAACUGUGAUUUACCAGUAUACCGGUUUAUCGUGGCACCCCUAGUCCUACACACCCUGACCUAAAGAAAUAUCUGGUCCUACACACAACAACAUAAAAUUAAUUUUUUAACAAGGUGUAGAUUCUGUAAUUAAUGUUGAUAUCUAAGAAGACCUACAUUCAAUGCAGGCAUUUAUGUACAUUGUUUGAUAUUUCUUUUUAUUAUCAUAUAUGAUGACAUUACUUUUAAGUGCUUCAGCCCACAGUCCUCUUGUAUAUAAACACAUUUUUGUUCAUUUACAUUGUACAUUAUAAAGAUUUAGCUGAAGAUGGACAUUUUCUUGUUCAGUUUUGUGAAAUGUUUCAAUUUGUUAUUUCUUCAAUAACCUCAAGAUAACACAGCAAAGAUAUUAAUUAAAAAACCCGCUUAAUAUUGUUUUAGAAAGUGUUACUGUACCAUGAUGCUGUCUCAUCAUGUAUACUUCUGUUUUUGUUCUGUUCAGUAUAUACUUGUUAUGAUGUCAAUUUUCUCUCAAUUAAGCAGUACCACAUUCCUUUUCUUUACAUCCACAUAGAACAGAUUACCUCCCUUGUGCGAUGUUUUCAACAAUUGAAAUAUUUGGCUAUAUAUUCCUUGAUGUUUUAUCAAAUGAUUUAGAGUUUUUUUAUACACACAUUAUGAAAGAUGUCUAACGUCUUUGUCCUUCAUGUAAGAGGACAUUUUUUUAUGUUUGCUUUGUCACAGUUUGAACUUUUGCUUUAGAGCCAAUCUAUCCAUUGUAAACAAGCCUUGUUACUAUUUCUUUAGGUAUUUGAGGGAUAUUUCUGAAACUUAAUAGAUGUUGCCCAUGCAGACUGGUUACUGAAACCAAAUGGUUGACAUGUGGCACUCUUGCAAUUUUCAGUUGAAGUUUGUUUUUUGCCAUUACGUGAUAGCACCAAAUGGAUCAUUCUUAGACUUAGAAAAUAGGUAUCCUUCUGUCCCUAAUGUCUGAAUAGGGAAAAAAUGGCCAUCUUAUAUGUUUAUGGUUGAAGUUUGUUGUGGCUAUUUCUUGAGAAAUACUGUAAAGAUAUUUCUCAAUCUUAAUGUGUAGGUUCCUUUUGGUCCCAAGUUGUACCUAAUCCAAUUUAUGUCAAGAAAACAAAAUGCCUGACUGAAAACCAUCUUGGAAUUUGACAGCUUUUUUUUUUCUUUUUCGUUGUUUCUCGGAAAGUUCCUGUAAGAUCUUUCCUGGGUUUCAUAAAGAAAAGUCUUGUAUAGAACCAAUGAUUUAAAAGAUCAUUCAAUGCUUAGGGCCAAGAUCCUUCUUGGAUUCUUGGAUCUCUUAAAAGAAAAUCAUUUGGUUUGACCGCAUGUGCUAGCUACAUCUAUUAAUACGCCAAUUGAAGUUUGACAAUGACUCCUGUAUAAAAUUGAUUUCUGAAAGUGAUCAUAUAGCAAAAUUAGAGCAAAAUCAAUGUCUUCAUAGAUGUGAUAAUAAUAGCUGUUGCGUACAUUUCAUGUUUUGCUUUUGGUGUAGAUUGGCCUCCAUGAUGAUACCUGAAUUAAUUUGUUUACAUAAGAUAAUUAAAUGCGUUAGGGCCGCGCUCAUUGUGGUUUCCUUAUUACCAAUGGAUCAAAACACCAACUGUGGCAGCGUAGUAACCGGUAAUCAAUAAUUAUAUUAUAUAUACCUUUUUUUUUUUAAAAAAAAAUUCUGAUUCCAAAACGUACCUGCACACUAUAACCGCAAAUUUACGGUAUCAUAUAUACAUAGUUAAAUAUAGAUAUAUAAAUGUAGAUAUUUUCAU